Molecule: messenger RNA, 5457 nt
Organism: Silurus meridionalis
Lineage: Eukaryota; Metazoa; Chordata; Actinopteri; Siluriformes; Siluridae
Gene: cadm1a
Product: cell adhesion molecule 1a
Exons: 12
Coding region: 106-1431 (441 amino acids)
Biological process (GO): detection of stimulus; susceptibility to natural killer cell mediated cytotoxicity; cell recognition
Cellular component (GO): neuron projection; plasma membrane; synapse
Molecular function (GO): signaling receptor binding
Source: RefSeq, a predicted model, not a curated record
UCUCUCUCUCUCUCUCGCUCACACACACACACACACACACACACUGGAGGUGAAGCGACUCCAAACUCCACAGCGGCGUUAGUAAAGAAGAAGCAGGUGUCCAACAUGGCGAACGCGGCCAGCGGAGCUCUCGCAAGUCUCCUGCUUUUAUCCACGAUUGCGGCGGCUGUUCUCCAAGGAGCAGCUCAGUACCCAGUCCAAAGCCAGAACCUGGUGACAGACAACAUCUCGGUGGUGGAGGGGGAAACGGCCACUAUCAGCUGUCGAGUCAAAAAUAACGACGACUCUGUCAUCCAGCUCCUGAACCCCAACAGACAGACCAUCUACUUCAGAGAUGUCAGACCCUUAAAGGACUCUCGCUUUCAGCUGGUCAACUUCUCAGACAAUGAGCUGCGCGUGGCCCUGUCCAACGUGUCUCUCUCGGACGAGGGCAGAUACGUGUGUCAGCUCUACACGGACCCACCGCAGGAGGCCUACGCCGACAUCACUGUGCUGAUCCCACCAGGCAACCCAAUAAUCGAGUCGCGUGAAGAAAUUGUAAGCGAGGGCAAUGAGACGGAGAUGUCAUGCACAGCUAUGGGCAGCAAACCAGCCUCUACCAUCAGAUGGAUGAAGGGAGACAAAGAGCUACAAGGCAAGUCCAAAGUGGAGGUCACGUAUGACAAGAUGUACACUGUAACCAGCUUGGUAAGGCUCACCGUUAUGAAGGAGGAUGACGGCAUCCCUGUCGUUUGCAUCGUGGACCACCCAGCAGUCAAGGAUUUCCAAGCGCAGAAAUACCUGGAAGUGCAGUAUAAACCAGAGGUGAAGAUUGUUGUGGGGUUUCCUCAAGGACUAACCAGAGAGGGUGAAAACCUGGAGCUGACGUGCAAGACCAAAGGCAAACCAGAGCCUCUGCAGGUGAACUGGGUGAAGGUGGACGACGAUGUGCCCUCUCACGCCGUCAUCACCGGUUCGGAUCUUUACAUCGAGAACCUUAACAAGUCCUACAACGGUACUUACCGAUGCGUGGCCUCGAACUCUGUGGGAGAAUCCUACGACGAUUACAUCCUCUACGUGUACGAUGCCCCCACCACCACCACCCCUAUACCCACUACAGCCACCACCACCAUGUACACCACCACCUCUCUCCCAGGUAUCACCCAAGACGCUGCGCCCAGCACUGAACCCGCUGCUCACGUAGACUCCAGAGCAGGAGCAGGAGCUCAAAGAGCAGUGGAUCAUGCCGUCAUCGGUGGAGUGGUGGCAGUCGUGGUCUUUGCCAUGCUUUGUCUUCUUAUCAUUUUGGGCCGAUACUUUGCGAGACACAAAGGUACCUACUUCACACACGAAGCGAAAGGGGCAGACGACGCAGCCGACGCCGACACAGCCAUCAUCAACGCUGAAGGUGGACACAACAACUCUGAUGAAAAGAAGGAAUACUAUAUCUGAUUGUACAAAUCUCUGGUGGUGUUAUUAAUAUUAUUAUUAUUUAGUUUUGUUUGUUUUUUUGGAGGGUUGGGAUGGGAGGGGCAUGGAUGGGUUCAAAACUAGAGGGGGGGGUGUUUUGUUGUUUUGUUUAGUUUUUUUUUUCGUCCAGGGGAUUGAACGAUGUAAACUACAUGGACACCUGAGAUGAUUUAGCCAUUGUCUUUGAGGAAUUGGAGCUGGUGGGAAUAAAGGGUUGGUGGUCAGCGGGUGGAGGUGGGAUGGGAUGGAAAGGGAAGGGAUGUGGUUGCCAGAUGUUACCAUGUAUCAAUAUAGAAAGCUUCACCAUUGAACACCUCCCAAAUUGCUGGUACUUUUUUCUUUUUUCUUUUUUUUUUACUUCAGUUCUGACCAUUUGCAGAAACUUCUGUGCCUUGUUCUGAAUUUCUUUUCUCUGUCAAGCCUUUGUUUUUAAACUUCCGACAGUCAUGCUUCCCCACACAUAAACCGCACUCGAUUCCUUGAUCCGUGUUCCUUUUUACCAGUGUCGCAGUCUGCUUUCCUAUGAGGGUAAAUAUACACAGCGCCUCAAGACACUCAUGCACUGUGUAGGCAUCAAGUUCUUCUACUGCAAACCAAAAUCCCAUCAUAUCCGAUCUUCUAUACUGUGAGAAGGCCAGGUUAUAUGGCAUCAUAUCUGCAUCCUUUUAGUAAUUCCAGAACAUGCGCAUCUUUUGAAUAAACAAGAAUUCCAUUGAGGAAAAGGAAAAGUAUGACGAGUUAAAGACUAUACGAUCCCACUCGGCAUUGCUACAAAAUGUUGUAUUUUUUUUCUUUUUUAUAUAUAUAUUGCCUCGUUUUUAUCAGUUUAUUUUCGAAAUUACAUGUGCCAGUACUCUUUAAGGCAUUGCUACUCAUCUAGAAUGUGCAGACGAAUUAUUUUCAUCUUGACACUUACAGAGGCAUGUUGUUUGGUUGCUAGAUGGUGUUGAAAGCCUUUUUGUGGAUAUUUAUUGCUUUGUUAUAAUGCUGUCUUGUUACAUUGUUUUUUGUCAGUUAUUUUCAUUCAGAAAUGUUGAAAAAAAAAAUCCAUAAUGGCAAAAUUAUUGUAAUGACGAAAAAAAAAAGGUCAAAUACUUUUAGGCUUUUUUUGUGUUUUCAAAUUAGAUGCUCUAGCUUUCUUGAGCUGGUGGUGAUGGUCCUGUAGCACAUGCUUAUCUGACUACCUAAAAUAUUGUCAAAUGCAAAACUGUGGGUCUGUUAGUAGGUUUUAGAUUUUGGUUUCAGUAUAUAUGACUUGAGUGUAGGAUGCAACCAAGAUGUUUAUUUUGGACUGUGGGAUGUUUCUAGAACUGAACUAUACUACCUAAGGACAACUCGUAAAUAACAGCCAAAAUUUGUUUCCUCAUGUAGACGUCGUAGUUAUGUGUUAACGAUAUCAAGCCCCCUAGAUGUUGAUAUCAUAUCGAUCUGCUACAUUUGACAUAUGAUUACGUCUAACUCUACAUCUAGCAGUGCAGCUAAUCGGAAUGCUGACUCUAAUGUUGGCAAGAUUUAGUCAAAGGUUUCAGAUUAUUUUAUUUAAUAUACAAACCAAUUCCAGUUCCAGAGCUCGACAUUAUCUACAUAAUCAGGCUACCUGUUGGAUCAGGGUUAGAAUAUAAUCUUCCACGAAAUGCAUGGUGAUUAGUGAGGUAACAAAUUCAAUCGAUUCAAAAACAUACCAAAAUACCUUGCUGUGUUCUUGCUAUAAGGUAUUCACAGAGAUUUCCAUAAUGGACUUCGUCUGUUCGUUUUCUUUGCUUUUCACACAAGAUGUCCAGGAGUCUAAUUACAACAAUUGCAUAAAGAACAUACUAUUUUAGACUGGAUUGAUGUAGAUUUUUUUUCAACUCAAUAAAUUAAUUAUGUGUGUGUAAAUUGAGAAAUUGGCAUUUCAGAGCAAAUCAUUUUUUUACAGUUGAAAUAAAACAACGACUAAAGUCAGAGCUUUAUAAAUCGGCCCUGGCCCUCAGCUUCACUUCACCGGCAUGACAACUAAAACAGACACAUUUGUGUGAAAGCUGCCAACAUGCUAAUCAUGCAUGAAAGUGUCAGACAGGAAGUUGGAAAAGUCAAUCUAAAAGGAACAACAUACAGAAUUACGGACUGUAUUUAACCUUACAUGGAGCUCCUUACGCGAGCUCUGCAAACUGAAUCGAUUUAGGAAAUUCCCAGAUGGUUUCGUAGAAUUGAUCAGCCCCUCCCCCUCAUGAUGUAUAUAUAUAUAUGCUCAUCAUUAAUGUAACGCACACUGUCUUUCACCUUCUGUAUAUUACACUUCAUCGCUGAAGCUAACGGAAAUCAAACAAACACACUGAUGUUUUUUUGCUGCCUCUCUGAUGUGGUUAAAAAAAAAAAAUGAAGAAAGCAGGGCCUUCUUCCAAGUGCAUCCUGUACCCUCUGAAUGAAGAAUAAAGCUUCAUUUCAUGUAUGUUAAAAUAUAUAUAUUUAUAUAUAUAUAUAUAUAUAUAUAUAUAUAUAUAUAUAUAUAUAUAUAUAUAUAUAUAUAUAUAUAUAUAUAGGCAUUUGUAGCUCAGCCGACAAAAGUGUAUGUUAUGUCGUUUCCAGAACUCAGACUCUUCCUCUCAUGUCAAGUGCAAACCAAUCAGUAUAAAGCUGAGGGUACUUUUUAUGAAGUUUAUGGUUUUUGCUCGUCACAUUGUGCCGUUGAGUAGACACCAUGCCCUGUGGACCUCUUGUGUGUAAAUUGGACAAAUGAGGUUAAUGAGAAAUCACUGUCACGCUUUACGCUUUAUUUUGUUAUAAAAAACAAAAACAAAUACACCUUCGCUAAAAACGUUCAUGUGUUUGACCAUUAGAAGCUUCUUUAUUCCUUAAUAUUUUCUAGCACAGUAAAGAAAGAUUGUCUUACAGCUCCGAGGUGUGAGUAGAGACGUGCGAUUGAUUGUGUGACUUUUCCAUAGUGGACUUUGUUUAGCUUUGGUCAAAAGUCUGGUGGCUUCAAAUUCACGCAAGAUCUCAGAGUACAUCCUUGACAUUCGCAUACGUGGAAAAAAAAAAAAAAAACAUACAAAAAAACCAUACCGUUUUACUGAUUCAGUGGUCGUUUAGACUGGGCCGGUGUACAUUUUGUUCAACUUGAUAUGUUAGACCUAUUUUAAAUGUGUCGGUUGUGGUCUUUUGAGGACUUGAAUGUCCAAAAAUAGGACUCUAUGGAAAUGCAGCGUUGUGCAAAAAUUGUUGUUUUUAAACACCUCCAUUUUUGUCUGUUAUUUGUACAGUGGAGAAAAAAAAGGUCCAAAAACUGCGAACUGCCUGUGGUGAAGUGUGAAUUUGGGAAAUAUUUCUGCAUUGUCUUCUUUUAUAAUGCUACAUUUGUUGUUUCCACUGAUUUCGACGCCCCCCAUGUUAACUAGUGCAGCAGUUUUGAAGAAGUUAUUUUAUUUUAUUUAUUUUUUGGUACUCAAAUUUUCAAGUUGCUUCUGCCCUUCCUCAGGUUCACUUACAACAAAAACAAAUGCUAUGUUUGCAUCUCAGGUAGAUUGCAACAUCAAGCCCCCUUUUGUUAAUGAAGUAAAUACGAAUUAUUCAGAAGAAUAAGAAGUCGAAAUAACAGAAAUGGUAAAAAAAAAAAAGCAUUACAGUUGUACAUUUUUAUGUAGUUCUUUAAUAUUCGGUGCACUGUACACAGAAUGUCAACUAUUAAUUUGAGACCGAUUCACAAAGGAACAACUGCUGAAAGAUGUAAAAUAUACUAAAGAAAAAAACAGAAAGACAAGCAUCAGUUACAAUCUCAGCAUAUUUAUCAGUCUGGCUCCAGAUGGCUCAGAUCACUCGAAAGAAUUGGAUGUUUAUCACACAUAGUUUUAGGUUUAUUUUUUUUGUCUUUCUGCUGUACUUGGGCAAUGUUACUGUGUAUUAAUGAAAACAAAAAAAUGAAAUAUCCACAUUCCCAUGCACAUUUUGUAUUGGUUCAUUUUAGACAUUUUUACAAAAAUGGAGAGUUCUUGUCUUAAUAAAAAGAAAAGAUAUUAAUGUUCAAAGUCA